AUGUCUAACUCGAAUUCUUCAUCACAAUUCUACACUGUUGAAGUUGGAGAUUCAUCAUUUACAAUUCUUAAAAGAUACCAGAAUAUAAAACCCAUUGGGUCUGGGGCACAAGGAAUAGUAUGUGCUGCUUUUGAUACAGUCACAUCAGAAAAUGUUGCAAUAAAAAAGUUAAGUCGUCCAUUUCAAAAUGUGACCCAUGCCAAACGAGCAUACAGGGAGUUUGUCCUCAUGAAACUUGUCAACCACAAAAAUAUCAUCGGCCUAUUGAAUGCUUUUACUCCUCAAAAGUCGUUUGAAGAAUUCCAAGAUGUAUAUCUCGUAAUGGAACUGAUGGAUGCCAACUUAUGCCAAGUGAUCCAAAUGGAUCUUGACCACGAGCGUAUGUCAUAUCUUCUCUACCAAAUGCUUUGUGGCAUAAAACAUCUCCACUCUGCUGGAAUCAUACACAGGGAUUUAAAGCCGUCCAACAUAGUAGUCAAGAGUGAUUGUACGUUGAAGAUCCUAGAUUUUGGCCUGGCACGAACAGCUGGUACGAGUUUUAUGAUGACUCCGUACGUGGUCACCAGGUACUACAGGGCUCCUGAGGUCAUUCUGGGCAUGGGCUACACAGAUAAUGUGGACAUAUGGUCAGUUGGUUGCAUCAUGGGCGAGAUGAUUCGAGGAGCUGUCAUGUUUCCAGGAACAGAUCACAUUGACCAAUGGAACAAGAUUAUAGAGCAGCUAGGCACGCCCUCGGCUGACUUCAUGCAGAGACUGCAACCUACCGUGAGGAACUACGUGGAGAACCGACCAAGAUACAAUGGAUACACCUUCGAUAAGCUCUUUCCAGACGUAUACUUUCCUCCUGACAGCACGGAGCACAGUGGUUUGAAGGCAGGCAUGGCAAGAGAUCUGUUGCAAAAGAUGCUGGUCAUUGAUCCUGAAAGAAGAAUAAGCGUUGAUGAUGCUCUCAUGCAUGCUUACAUAAAUGUCUGGUUUGACGAAAGUGAAGUCAACGGACCCCCUCCUGCUCAAUACGAUCAUUCAGUAGAUGAUCGUGAACAUACUGUAGCACAAUGGAAACAACUAAUAUACAGAGAAGUUGUCGAAUAUUCCUCUCCAGUUCGACACAAUAGCUUACAACAACAAAACAACAACAACGCUCCCUCUAUGCAAAACCAUGCCUCAUCUGGUUCGCUAACUUGCUAUUCGUUUUUUUUUUCAUUACUUAAUAUGAGUUCGGUUAACUUUAUAAAUGACAUGAUGCGAACGAACAUCGCGCCAUCUUAUAUUUUGUCACAUUUUGUUCAUUUUGUCAUCUCUGUUAGACUGGGCGGUGUAGUGUAG
Helobdella robusta is the source of this 1326-nucleotide messenger RNA. RefSeq lists its product as hypothetical. Gene Ontology annotation, molecular function: JUN kinase activity; ATP binding. Bases 1 to 1326 code for a protein of 441 amino acids. The record is from RefSeq and is a predicted model, not a curated record. The transcript is spliced from 9 exons. Lineage: Eukaryota; Metazoa; Annelida; Clitellata; Rhynchobdellida; Glossiphoniidae. Gene Ontology annotation, biological process: protein phosphorylation; JNK cascade. Gene Ontology annotation, cellular component: cytoplasm; nucleus.